AUGAGGGUCGACUCCAAGUACAACAACGAGACAUUCAUGUCGUCCAACAAGAUCGGCGGAUUCUUCAACCCUCUUGAGGCAUCACGCAGAUACCUUUUUGGUUCUGUUGGUGUCCUUGGUCAAAUGAACGAUUCUGUUAUCUCUGGUGCCCUUUCAUCCUUCGUGGUCUCAAUAUUGGCAAUCUUGGGCCGGCGUUUAUGGAUGUUGCCUCGGUAUCAGAUGAUUGUAAGACAUGUCUACUAGCUCGACAUAUGCGGGCGUAGCCUUGACCAGUGACAACAUCUGAGUUCGCAAUGGCCACAAGCGUCAAUGUUGAGCUCUGGAUCCGUUUCGGGGAUGAGUAUCAGCAUGCGCUCUCCAUCCCCGUUCACGAGUGUCAGCGAUUCUCAUUGCAUCCUCUCACCUGGUUGCGUUUUCUGGGAUACACCAUAUACGGCAAGGAAGGUUACAUCUCCCUUGAACGCGAUGGAGAACAGGUCGCGGAUUAUCGUCCUGACGGCGUGGCUAUAUCGGGUGGUAAUUAUUACUACAUAUCGCAAGACAGCGACUUUCGUUUGCUUGAUCCGAAGGCGAUGGACGAUAGAACCUCCUACACGCUGGAAGUCAAUAAGCGCCGGCCAUACUUCAAACGGGAUGUGGUCAAUCGUGAUAGGUGUUGCGUGGUGACUG
This is a messenger RNA of Laccaria bicolor S238N-H82, 669 nucleotides long. RefSeq lists its product as uncharacterized. The coding region runs from base 1 to 243 and encodes 80 amino acids. Gene Ontology annotation, biological process: translational elongation. Gene Ontology annotation, molecular function: translation elongation factor activity. NCBI's taxonomy places the organism in Eukaryota, Fungi, Basidiomycota, Agaricomycetes, Agaricales, Hydnangiaceae. The record is from RefSeq and is a predicted model, not a curated record. The transcript is spliced from 2 exons.